Molecule: messenger RNA, 3010 nt
Organism: Nannospalax galili (Upper Galilee mountains blind mole rat)
Lineage: Eukaryota; Metazoa; Chordata; Mammalia; Rodentia; Spalacidae
Gene: Selenoi
Product: selenoprotein I
Exons: 10
Biological process (GO): phosphatidylethanolamine biosynthetic process
Cellular component (GO): Golgi apparatus; endoplasmic reticulum membrane
Molecular function (GO): ethanolaminephosphotransferase activity
Source: RefSeq, a predicted model, not a curated record
GGCGGGAUACGCGUGCGCGGUGGGCGGAGCACUCCGCUACCUUCUCAACCAGCCCCGGCUCUUUCAGUCCUGGCCAACCCGGUGUGGUGCUGGUGUUUCACCGCCCGGUCGCGCAGAAUUGCUGCGGCUGCGGAGUGGGCGUUCGGUUGUCGGGUCGUCAUGGCUGGCUACGAUUACGUGAGCCCGGAGCAGUUGGCUGGCUUUGAUAAGUACAAGUACAGUGCUUUGGAUACCAACCCACUCUCUCUGUAUGUUAUGCAUCCAUUUUGGAACACUAUAGUGAAGGUAUUUCCCACUUGGCUGGCUCCCAAUCUUAUAACCUUUUCUGGCUUUCUUCUGGUUGUAUUCAAUUUUCUACUUCUGACAUACUUCGAUCCUGACUUUUAUGCUUCAGCACCAGGCCAUAAGCAUGUACCUGAUUGGGUUUGGAUUGUCGUGGGCAUCCUCAACUUUGUAGCUUAUACUCUAGAUGGAGUGGAUGGAAAACAAGCUCGUAGAACCAAUUCCAGCACCCCUUUAGGGGAGCUUUUUGAUCAUGGCCUGGAUAGUUGGUCAUGUGUUUACUUUGUUGUAACUGUGUAUUCCAUCUUUGGACGAGGAUCAACUGGUGUCAGUGUUUUUGUUCUUUAUCUCCUGCUAUGGGUAGUUUUGUUUUCUUUCAUCUUGUCGCACUGGGAAAAGUAUAACACAGGAAUUCUUUUCCUGCCAUGGGGAUAUGACAUUAGCCAGGUGACUAUUUCUUUUGUCUACAUAGUGACUGCAGUUGUGGGAGUUGAGGCCUGGUAUGAUCCUUUCCUGUUUAAUUUCUUAUAUAGAGACCUAUUCACUGCAAUGAUUAUUGGUUGUGCAUUAUGUGUGACUCUUCCAAUGAGUUUAUUAAACUUUUUUAGAAGUUAUAAAAACAACACUUUGAAACACAAUUCAGCCUAUGAAGUUUUGGUUCCCUUCUUUUCUCCAUGUUUGCUCUUCAUUUUGUCUACAGUGUGGAUUCUCCGGUCACCUUCAGAUAUUUUAGAGAAACAUCCUAGAGUGUUCUACUUCAUGGUUGGCACAGCUUUUGCCAACAUCACAUGUCAGCUAAUCGUUUGUCAAAUGAGCAGCACUCGGUGCCCAACUUUGAAUUGGUUGCUGCUCCCUCUCUUCUUGGUUGUCAUAGCAGUGAACUUAGGAGUAGCUUCUCAUCUUGAGAGUGUUCUCCUUUGCACAUUGACAGCUGCCUUCACCCUGGCCCACAUCCAUUACGGAGUACGAGUGGUGAAGCAGCUGAGCAGCCAUUUUCAGAUUUACCCUUUUUCAUUGAGAAAACCAAACUCAGAUUGACUAGGAAUGGAAGAAAAGAAUAUUGGCCUGUAAUCUUCAGAAAGUACUGUAAAUAGAUGCUUGUAAAUAUUUCAUCCAUCACCAUUGAACUAAAGUGAUCUGCUUGACAGACAUGGGGUUAUCAGUGUGUAUGGUACUUGGACCACAGGAAUGAAACAUGAUCUGAACUUGUGGAAUUUUGGAUUUUCUAACUCCCAACUUACUUUAUUUUUUUAUAAAACGUGACAUUUUGAUUAAGCACGGUAUACAUUAAACCAGCUAAAUGUUCCUGGCUUCGUGAGCCUAUAAUGUUCUGACUCAUACAGAAUUAAAGAUGAUUUGUUUUUAUUUUUAAAUCCCCAGAUUGAUUCAGGAACACAAAUAGCAUUCAGAUAACCAUAAUAUGUCUUAAUAUUUGGUAUUUUAUAAUAGGUCUUUAGCUGUGGAAAUGAUCAACAGCCUGAAUUUAAAAUAGAGAAGAGGUUAAAACAAAACAAAACAAAAAACCAAGUCACUAUCAGCCAGAGAUGCCAGUGACUCUGAAACAGUAUUCAGUUGCCAAAUUCUGGUUUCUCUUUCCUAUGGAAAUGUCUUUUGUCCUCACCUGCUAGGAGAGAUUAUUUAGUGUCCCGACUCUUUAUUAGGGGCUAAAUCAUGAUAAAUGGGCUGAUUUUCUUUUAGUGAGAAAUAUUCUAUUGUUACUAGCAAAUGGGUUGUAGUUCUAGCUCACCCACUGACUUGGUUCAUUGUUUAAUUGUGGCAUUUCCUCCCUUGGCUGUGGUUGCUGUAUCUGAUGCCUAUGAUUUUUAAGAAUAUAUAUGGCAGUUCUGAUCUUGUGGGAUUACUUGUGAGGAUGCAGAUAAAGCACCAUGGGAGAGGAAAGUUAAAUUGGAGUUAGGAAUCUCAGAACUUCAAACUGAAAUUAGUUUUCUGACACAGUCUGUCUACCUGUCUUUCCUUGCUUUCUCUCUCACUCUCCUUUUUGGGGGUGAGAUGCUGUGGUUUUAAUUCUCAUACAGGAUAAAUCAGAGAGACAUUCUCUAUUCCCAACUUGCCCACCUCCCUAUUUGAAGAAAACUUUUGAUACAUAUGCUUUACUGAGUAUUUACUUCCUUAUAUAACUCAACAUAAUUUUGAGAUUUGCUGACAACAUUAAAAUCCUUUUAACUGUAUUAUGGUUGUUGUGUAAAUCACAUCUUUUCAUGAAUGUAGGCAUUUUCUUUCUUUUUGAUUUUUGUCUUCAUUUAGUUUGGUGGUGGUGAAAUUUACUUGCUGAAUUGAUUUUCCACUGAAUGAAGUUUGUGCUUGAAUGAAGAGUGUAUCUUAAACCCUUUUUUUUUUUUGGACAGGUUGCACUUGGAUUAAAUAGGCACCACUUGUGUUGAUAAUGUAAUUAAAUUCUUAACUGUUAUUUAUCUAUAAAUGUGACCAUAGUGAAAUAUUGUAGUGCAUUUUUUUGUUGAAUUUCUGUCUACUGCUUUGUAAAAAAAACAAACAAAACAAAAUCUAAUCAUUGUCAUCCAGGUUGUUGGAAAUGAGUCAAGGAGCUAGCUCAUGGCUUAUACUUGGUUCUAAAAAUUGUAAAGGCUUAGGUGUGUUUGAACUUUUAAGACAAAAUGAAAAUGAAAACAUGAAAAAUUGGUGUGGGAAAAUGAAUAGUGAUUUAUGUUUGUUAGAUAAAUAAAUUGCCAUCAUGAAGGUUUAAUAAUGA